CCAAUGGGGAAGCGGUGGCGCGGCGACAUCGCUGCUCUUCACUUUGCCGAGAAGUUGGUGCAGGGAUGGGGAUCGGGCCGUGAGCGGCCUUUCGCAGUCGCCGGCAGCUCCCUCCUCGCGUCAUGCUUAUCACUCUCUGCUACUUAUACCUGUGGGCGCGCUGGGGGCCUUAUUCCGCUGGGCUCAUACGGCGCACAGUGCGCCGGCUGUACCGAACCAGGUGUUCGUUUACGUUCUGCUCUUCCUCUGGCUGCGGCGGCUCCUCCUCCUCCUCCUCCUCCUCCAGCUUCGGGUGUACUCGCUUCACCUUGCAUCAGCAGAUCCCCCACCUUCCGCUUUGCAAACAGGAGGCGGCCGGCCUCUCCGACGAGAUCAUUUGCCUCAGGGUGGGCGACAAGGUUUUCUUCACUGGCGAGACUCAGUCCCUUGAUGAUUUAAACAAAUGGACAUUAUUUAUUGUAUCACAUUUUAGUUAUUUGGAACAAGUAGUUGAAGAUGAACAUAUUACAUUUGUAACUGAAGGUAUUUUCAUUCAAACAAGUAGUUCACAAGCUGUAAGUUGCUCAGCAAAAAAGAUUGUGAAAUGGUCAGAUUUUUGUUCUCCUUUGGCCUUUAAAACUGGAAAGCCUUACAUAUUAUUUGCUGAAGCCAGCAUAGAUAAUUUUAGUAGCCUUGGGAUAGCAUUCUUAGAAGACAGACUCCAAAUGGAUAAUGGAAUGGUUCCUCAAAAAAUUGUCUCUGUAAACCUGAAGAAAUCGGCCUUGAAAGAAUUAAAACUGGCUCCAGGUACCAAAGAGGAAGAAAAGACGGGUCAGAUACAGACUAGUGAACUGUCACAAGACUCACUUUUUGAAAAUAUUGAUAAAUCUCAUGUGGAAACUGCUGAUUGUGCAGGAAGUGGUGAUCAAGAAAUGCACCAAGAGAAAUGCAGACUGCAGAAAACAAAUGGAUAUCAUGAGGAACUUGAGCAAUUAUCUGAAAAGGAAGGAGAUGCUUCAGAACAUCAUCACCUACAUCUUUCAAGCUGCCAUGAAUGUUUGGAACUGGAGAACAGUACAAUCGAGUCAGUUAAAUUUGCCUCAGCAGAAAACAUCCCAGAUCUUCCGGAUGAUUAUAAUGGCAGUGUAGAAGAAGUUAGUGGAAACUGUAUAACAGGAAAUAUGCAAAGAGAAAAUUUGACUGGAAAGCCUCCUAAUAUUUUAAUUUAUCUUGGUUCUGAUUCUAAAAAAGUGAAAUUUGAAGAAAUAAAAUCAGUCAUAAUGGAUUGUGUUGAUAUUAAUGCUUACACCAUCUACCAGUUGUUAGAGAAACAAGUUCUGACUGUUCCUUGGAUUGACAAUGCAUUGCUUCUGAUCAUUGCUGAAUCAGAACCCAUUUCAGGUGCUGUGUCUAAACAGUUUCUAGCUUUCAUGUCAAAAGGUGGGAAGAUUUUGGGGCUUUCUUCCACUUUCACAUUUGGUGGUGUAAAAAUAAAGAGUAAGAAUGAAAUAAUGGACAAGAUACAAACAUUAGUUUUUUCAAAAGAUAAGAACAAUGAGAUAAAAUUAAAUGCUCUAGCUAGUGGAAAAAAUUUUGAGGUGGACAUUUCAGAAAAACUUAAUCCCAUGAAGACACUUGGUUAUUUUGACAAUCCGGAUAAAGAUAUGAUGAUUGUUCAUUUAUCAUAUGGAAGUAAUGGAGGAGAAGCAAUUCUUUCUCAGGCACAUUUGGAAGUGAAUAUCAGAAGUUUAUGUCGACCUAAAAAUGACUUCGAUCUGCUCAAAAUAAGCAACAUCAGAAGAUAUGAUGUACUUGUUGAAAUCCUGAAGCUACUGGGGUUGAGCUGUGAAUUAAGUACUAUUCCUUCUUUAACGCCUCUUUAUCUACUCUCAUCUGAUAAGGUUCUCCACAAUACUUUUUUGGAAUGGCUCAGAAGAAAUAUGAUCACAGAAGGAUUAAUCACAUCGAGCAAGGUGUCUCUUAAGUUUGUAUCAUCUUGCACUGAAAAUAUGGAAAUAACACCUUUGCUCAUUCCAGUAGUUACUGAUACGGAAGCAUUCUCAUCUGAAAAUUUUAGUUUUGAAAGAUAUAAGCAAAACCUUGAUACUAGAAUCUUGGGCAAAAUAGUCUUGUUUUCUGAAGUUACAUCAACUACAAUGAAUCUUCUUGAUGGAUUGAUGUACAAAUUGCCACAGGAAAUGGGUCUUAUAGCAAUUGCAGUUCAACAAAUUCAGGGAAAGGGACGAGGUGGAAAUACCUGGUUGAGUCCUGUGGGAACUGCUCUAUCAACUUUGCUUGUUAUCAUUCCUUUGUCUUCAAAAUUGGGCCAAAGGAUUCCAUUUAUUCAACAUUUGGUGUCUCUAGCAAUUGUGGAAGCUGUUAGAUCCAUACCUGGAUAUCAGGAAAUAGAUCUUCGAUUGAAAUGGCCAAAUGAUAUAUACUACAGUGACCUUAUAAAACUUGGUGGUGUUUUAGUAAAUUCCACAUUAACAGGAGAUACGUUCCAUAUACUUAUUGGAUUUGGAUUUAAUGUUAAUAAUAGCAACCCAACUGUAUGCAUCAAUGAUCUCAUUAUGGAGCACAAUAAGACAAUGAAUACAACAUUGGAGCCCUUAAAUGCCGACUGCCUGAUUGCAAGAAGUGUGACCAUACUGGAGAAUCUGAUCAACAUCUUUCAGGAGAAGGGACCAAAUGGAAUUCUUCCCAUGUACUAUAAAUACUGGGUGCAUAGUGGUAAGCAAGUCCGACUCAGAAAUGAUGAAGGACCAUUGGUAUGGAUUGUUGGGAUAGAUGAUUCUGGAUUCCUUCAGGUUUAUGAGGAAGGCAAAGAUGUUAUCACCGUGCAUCCAGAUGGCAAUUCUUUCGAUAUGCUAAGAAAUCUUAUAAUUCCUAAACAAUAGUUUUUCAGUAUGAUAAAACAAUCACUCACUUAGACUAUUUUGUAUUCAGUGCUUAUUAUGAGUGCUUAGCUAGAGGCAGUAUCAACAUUUUUCUUCUUUUUAAAGCAGGAAAAUAAUAGUACUGUAUGUAUCAAGAAAAGAAACAAUUUUGCAUAACUAUUUUUUGUUAGGUUCUCUUCUUCG
This is a messenger RNA of Notechis scutatus (mainland tiger snake), 3062 nucleotides long. It is a transcript of the gene HLCS, whose product is annotated as holocarboxylase synthetase. The record is from RefSeq and is a predicted model, not a curated record. Gene Ontology annotation, cellular component: cytoplasm. Gene Ontology annotation, molecular function: biotin--[biotin carboxyl-carrier protein] ligase activity. NCBI's taxonomy places the organism in Eukaryota, Metazoa, Chordata, Lepidosauria, Squamata, Elapidae. Gene Ontology annotation, biological process: protein modification process.